AAUUUACAAUAUCUGAGUAUGGCCUAUGUCAACACAUUUUCGAUCAAAGGACUUCAAUAUUUAGCUGCUGGAAAAGGAUGCCGAAAAUUAUCCUAUUUAGAUAUAUCAGGAUGUACACAAGUAAAUACGGAUGGUAUGAAAUUUAUCGCUGAAUGUUGCCCAUUUUUAAAUACAAUUUUACUGAACGAUUUAGCAUCUUUAAAAGAUGAAGCUAUAAUGCAAUUGGUUAAUGGAUGUCGUAACUUAAGAGCAAUUUCACUACAAGGAACGAAUUCUCUAUCUGAUCAUAGUUUCCAAUACAUUUCCCAGCUUAAAAAAUUACGAAAGCUUCGCAUAGAAGGUAGAAAUAACCUUAUAACGGAUACCUCCAUUAAAGCUUUAGGAAGGAACUGCCUUGAAUUAAAUCAUAUUUAUCUUGUCGAUUGUCCAAGAUUAACAGAUUUAUCAAUCAAAGCCUUAGCACCCUGUCGACAAUUAAACUACUUAAAUGUAGCUGACUGCGUAAGGAUAUCAGAUACUGGUGUGCGUCAUGUAGUAGAAGGUCCAGCGUCUUCCAAACUAAAAGAGCUUAAUCUAUCAAACUGUAUAAGAAUUAGCGAUGUAACUCUACUUAGAAUAGCACAAAGGUGUACAGAAUUACAGCGGGCUAGUUUCUGUUUUUGUGAGCAUGUCACAGAUGCUGGAGCAGAACUUAUGGGAGGGUUGUCCAAUUUAGUUUCAAUAGAUCUAUCAGGUUGCUUUAUUCAAGAUCAAGGCUUGAUGGCUCUUGGCAACAAUAGCAAAUUUCGUAAGAUUGAUUUGGCUGAGUGUAGCACAAUUUCAGAUUUUGGUGUACAGGUGAUGUGUCAACAUUGCCGAGACUUACUGUCUUUGGACCUAUCACACUGUGUAUUAAUAACCGAUAACGCCGUUAAAAGCAUAGCAUUUUGCUGUCGACUUCUUAAAUCGUUAAAAUUAGGAGGUUGUUCACAGGUAAAAAUGAUCUUUAUUUCUCAAAUUUCUAAUCAACAACCACCUAAACAUAGCUAA
This is a messenger RNA of Trichoplax adhaerens, 1029 nucleotides long. RefSeq lists its product as uncharacterized. The transcript is spliced from 8 exons. Gene Ontology annotation, biological process: SCF-dependent proteasomal ubiquitin-dependent protein catabolic process. Gene Ontology annotation, molecular function: protein binding. The annotation marks the transcript as partial. Lineage: Eukaryota; Metazoa; Placozoa; Uniplacotomia; Trichoplacea; Trichoplacidae. Gene Ontology annotation, cellular component: SCF ubiquitin ligase complex. The record is from RefSeq and is a predicted model, not a curated record.